CACGUUCAGACUCCCCUUUUAAUCAAUCGCACGGCAAUUUCCACCUGAUCCUCACCAGUACCCGCCUUCUCCAUAGAUCAUGGCUCACUACUCCGAGAAGAAAGACCUCUUCCCCAUGCCCGGCGGCUGCACCUGUGGCCUCAUUCGCUUCCAGCUCGUCGAGCCGCCCCUCAUCGUCCACUGCUGCCACUGCACCUCCUGCCAGCGCCAGACGGGUUCCGCCUUCGCCAUGAACGCCGCAAUCGAGACCACGGCCCUACUCCCGCUGCCCGCCGCAGCGCCCAUCGUCCCGGCCUCCCGCGCCAAACCGGCCCCGCUCCCGGCCUCCCUGAUGCCGGCCUUCGCCCGCGGCACCAACGCCGCCGCCGUCACCGCCACCUCCGCACCGCGACCGGCCAAUACGAAUCCCGAGCUCAUCUGCGUGCCCACCGAGUCCGGCUUCGGCCAGACCGUAGCCCGCUGCCCGACAUGCCACACGGCGGUGUGGAACCAUUACGCCGACGGGGGUCCGCAUAUCGCGUACGUGCGCGUGGGCACGCUCGACCGCUCGUGGGAGAUCGAUCCGGAUGUGCACAUCUUCACGCGCAGCCGCAGGACGUUCGUCGCCAUCGACGACGGGAAGCCGCAGUUCGAGGCGUACUAUGCCAGCAGGGAGGCGUUGGUCGGGGAGUACGCCCGUGAGAGGCUGGCGCGGGUGGGGACAUUGAUGGAGGGGUGGAGGGCUCGGAUGAAGGCGGCUAUGUGA
Molecule: messenger RNA, 745 nt
Organism: Phialemonium atrogriseum
Lineage: Eukaryota; Fungi; Ascomycota; Sordariomycetes; Cephalothecales; Cephalothecaceae
Exons: 1
Coding region: 80-745 (221 amino acids)
Molecular function (GO): carbon-sulfur lyase activity
Source: RefSeq, a predicted model, not a curated record